AGCGCCCAGGUCCCCUCUUCAGCUCCUCCCUCCUCUGUAGGACACGGAGCUGGCCGUAGUGAGCUCCUGGACCCUUUGGACCCCUCACUUCGCGAAGCUCCCGGUUUUCUCUCUAGAGCUAGGUCUAUAAGCCUCUUCAAUCUUCCUGGAAGGUGACUAGAAGCAGCCGUGGGGAAGAGACAAGCAGCCGCAGCCGCAGCCAACAGCAGCCACCGCCACUAGGCCCCGCCCAGGAGCAGCAGAUCAGGGCCGCGCCCGAGACCGCUGCCGAGCGGGGGCUUCUGAUCUGCCUUUUCCAGGUGUGCAACCCAAUCCGCCUUCGCAGCCGGAACUUUCUCCUUCCGAUCCUCUGUUAAGGAAGCAGCCAUGCCGGUCACAGUCACCCGUACAACCAUCACAACUACAACAUCAUCCUCCACCACUGUGGGGUCCGCCCGGGCGCUGACCCAGCCCCUGGGCCUCCUCCGCCUCCUGCAGCUAGUAUCCACCUGUGUGGCUUUCUCACUGGUGGCCAGUGUGGGUGCUUGGACAGGGCCCAUGGGUAACUGGGCCAUGUUCACCUGGUGUUUCUGCUUUGCUGUUACCCUCAUCAUCCUGAUUGUGGAGUUAGGUGGAUUCCAGGCCCGCUUCCCCCUGUCAUGGCGAAACUUCCCUAUCACGUUCGCCUGUUACGCGGCCCUCUUCUGCCUGUCCUCUUCCAUCAUCUAUCCCACCACCUACGUGCAGUUCCUACCUCACGGACGUUCCCGGGACCACGCCAUCGCUGCCACCACCUUCUCCUGCGUUGCCUGUUUGGCGUAUGCUACUGAAGUGGCCUGGACUCGUGCAAGGCCUGGUGAGAUCACUGGCUACAUGGCUACCGUGCCAGGGCUGCUCAAAGUGUUCGAGACCUUCGUAGCCUGCAUCAUCUUUGCCUUCAUCAGUGAGCCGAGCCUGUACCAGCAAAGGCCGGCCCUGGAAUGGUGUGUGGCAGUCUAUGCCAUCUGCUUCAUCCUAGCAGCAGUGACCGUCCUACUCAACCUGGGGGAUUGUACCAACAUGCUGCCCAUCCCUUUCCCUACCUUCCUGUCAGGCCUGGCCUUACUGUCUGUGCUCCUUUACGCCACUGCCAUUGUUCUCUGGCCCCUCUACCAAUUUGAUCAGAGGUAUAACAGCCAACCCCGCCGUUCAAUGGAUCCAAGCUGCUCUCGUACUUAUGUACAACCCAAUGCAGUGUGUAGCUGGGACCGACGGCUGGCGGUGUCCAUCCUGACAGGUAUCAACCUGCUGGCAUAUGUGUCUGAUCUGGUGUAUUCCACCCGUCUGGUGUUCGUCAAGGUCUAAGUUUGACAAGGGGUUCCCUUCCCCAUCUCUCCUUGCAGCCUCUUCAAUCUGAUUACCCAGGUGAUUGGUAUCGUCCUGUUUUCUCCUCAUCUCCCACCCGUUUCCUCCUCCCCGUCGGAUACGUAUGCUCUUCCUUAGUCCCUGUUUCCUUCUCCAUCCCUUUCUUAACCUUUCCUCUUCUGAUAUGCCUGCUUUACCCGUGAGCUGUGGCUUCACAGCUUACCUCCUUCAUUUUUCUAUCUCUAUAGUCUUUCCUGUGGGUUUUGUCACCUGCCUGUUUUCUUGGGAGCCCUCAGAAUUCUUGCUUUUUCUUCCUUACCCCUCAAAGGUGCUGGCCCCACACAUCCCACACUCCUUUGCAGUUACCCACGCUCCUUUGCAGUUCUUCACCCCAUGGGCCUCUUUACAGGCCUCAUUGCCAAAGCAUGCCUGCCUGCCUGCCUGCCUGCCUGCCUGCCUUCGCUGUGCCUUAGUCAGUAUGUAUGG
Rattus rattus (black rat) is the source of this 1809-nucleotide messenger RNA. It is a transcript of the gene Myadm, whose product is annotated as myeloid associated differentiation marker. Gene Ontology annotation, biological process: negative regulation of heterotypic cell-cell adhesion. The coding region runs from base 367 to 1323 and encodes 318 amino acids. The record is from RefSeq and is a predicted model, not a curated record. Lineage: Eukaryota; Metazoa; Chordata; Mammalia; Rodentia; Muridae. The transcript is spliced from 3 exons. Gene Ontology annotation, cellular component: plasma membrane; cell-cell junction.